AGUAACUUAGUAAUGCAAGUAAGUAUUUGCAUCCAUUAUUAUUUGGCAAAUAUUUGCAUCCAUCCAUUAUGUGUUUACUGUUUACUGUCAGUCACCAUAGUGGAAAAGUUUGAAGGCCGUCCUUAAGAUUUCUGCAAAUACAUGAUUAGUUCAAAUCGCUUUCAUUCUAAAUUCGCCUCUCUGAACUCAGUCCAUCACGAUCUGCCAAGAAAGUCAGUGAAAUUUUGACGUGUUUAUUAUUAUCAGUUUAUAUUAUCUGAAAGCCUGAAAAUGCUUGUGUAUGGAGAAGACUCAGAAAACGAUAAGAACCUUCGCCGCGUGUACCAGUGGAAUUCGGUCGACGUGUUGACGGAAAACGGGCUCUUCCAGCACGGCGAAGUGGUCGACGUGGCGGAGGACGGACUGAUCGUGGAUUUCGACUGCAGCGGACAGCGAGCGCAGUUUGUCAGCUGCGACAAAAUCUUCCACUCUGCCGUCGCCCCAUCUUCCACGAAUUUCAAGAAGAAGUAUGCAGAACUGGAGGAGAGUGAGGAAUCGGCGGCGAAUCAUAGCGUGGAAGUGCUGUAUCGCUCGCAUCCGGAUGCUGCAUGGCUGUGGUAUCCCGGCCGACUGCUCAGUCCGGCCAUGUUCUUUCAUCCGGACAAAAUCGGUCUUAUCAUCGUUCAGUUGCAGCAGGAUGGCGAACUGCAACAAGCUGAACUGUUUUCCCUCUACCAAGUGCGUUUUCCGCUUUCCAAGAAACUCUUGGCCAAACGAGCGCUGCAGCCGAACGCGUUCGUGUUGAGAGAGUGCCGGCUGGGCAGGGAUCAUGAGUCGACCGUGCCACCCGGGUUCGUCGAUCGCUAUGGGCUAAUCAUCCAGAAGACACAGCGCGUGCAUGUUGUGUCGAUUACCGGCCGGAGCUUGAUGUUUUUCCAGCGAAGUGAUGAGCAGCCAUUGACGGAGAUAGUGAAAAACAAUUACGAAGCGAUUCGCGAAGCCAUUCGUAAAUCAGAGGCCGAAAAACGAGCCGACUUAGGCCUGCCGUCCUCGGACAUCGGGAAGAAGCGGCAACAUCCCGGAGAUGACGAUGCACAGCCGCAUACGGGCGGCGUGAUUCCCACGGCAAUGCAUCUCUUGCGCGAGACCUUCGACUCACUGGACACCAUCAGCCGCGAGAAACUACGCCGCGUGUGUUCUUUGUGGAAUAGCAUCUUGACUGGCCCGGGCAGCGGUAAAACCGUUCGUAUUUCCUUUGCGACGAACCCCCUGGUCCCACCGGAAACGAAGAGAGUGUGCGGCGCUGUAAAUGGUGUAUCCAAGUGCGUCAGCAGUGAGACGCAACGGCUGAUUGUAGAGCACGUGAUGAGCGAAGCCGUGGAGAAUGUCUUGACGGUGCUUGGCUGGAUGCUGCGACAUGUCCACAUUAAACAGCUCAUCUUACACGAUGUGGGUAUCGAUUGGGAACUGUAUACAACGGCACAGCACAGUCUGGUAGUCGGGGCGUGGAUCCGGCCCAUCACGGUGGCCUUCGACAAUUUGACACCGUUCUGCGGUGAACUGAUGAUGUAUGAUUGUUUAUUCUUUUGUACAAGCUGGAUGGAGGCAUCUAUUCCGCAAGCGAGGAUUAAGCUUCUGGAUCCCGGAGAUAUUGAGGCACAGUUCUGGGAUAUUUAUGAAGCGCAUUUGUCCCGAGAUGCGAUAAAUUUGGGAGAAAUUGCUCAGUGAAUUCGCACAGGACCAGGAAUGUUUCGCUGGAAUGCUAUUUACAUUCUGUACAAUUAUCAGAGCCAAGAUCCGCGCUUGCCGAAUGCUUAUCGUGGUCGCGAGUGGACGGUGGAAACUCUGAACGAUGUGGACGUUUCUAAGCUUAACACCAUCACGCU
Molecule: messenger RNA, 1865 nt
Organism: Paramacrobiotus metropolitanus
Lineage: Eukaryota; Metazoa; Tardigrada; Eutardigrada; Parachela; Macrobiotidae
Exons: 4
Coding region: 271-1707 (478 amino acids)
Molecular function (GO): protein binding
Source: RefSeq, a predicted model, not a curated record